Messenger RNA from Chara braunii, 3991 nucleotides. The record is from the annotation of a GenBank genome assembly. NCBI's taxonomy places the organism in Eukaryota, Viridiplantae, Streptophyta, Charophyceae, Charales, Characeae.
GGCGUGAAGGAUCGAGUCGCUGAGUGGGGUCUUUCGUCCUAUUGUUUCUUACAACAUGAUGUUUGAAGCCGGAAGCGAUUGGUAAAAAUGCCAGAGGAGAUGGCAGAUGGUGGGAGAAAGCUUCUGACUCUCGACGACCUCAUCGAUGCCCUGGACAAGCGCGAGAGAGCGCCAAGCAAUGUCCCGAAGGUCGAGACAUUUCAUUUCAAAGGGGAUCGGGUAUCUGACUGGUUGGAUCUGACAGAGCAGGCGCUGGUGGGACUGUCAGAUGAGGUCAAGCUCCAGCGGGUCCUGAGGUAUGUCCUGCAUAGCCACCAUCGGGAAGUAACUAAGGUUGUGGAUGCCGCCGGUGGCAGUUGGACAAAGUUUGGGGACCUAAUGCGAAGGAAGUACAGGUUGGGGGACGGCUUGCUGACCAUGGCCGACUUGGAGGCCAUGAAUAAGGAGGACUUCUCCACCAUUGGGGCAUUCGUGCACGAGUUCAAGAAAAAGGCGAGGAAAGUGCAUGGGAUUUCUGAGGAGGCGCAGUGCGCCACAUUUUUAGGGCUGCUCACAGGCUCGGAGGCCACGGAGCUGACCAAGUACGGGAAAGGGAGCGAGAGGCUCACCUGGGCGACCAUUGACAAGGGAGUGGAAGAAGGGCGUUUAGACCAGGUGGAGCAACACCAAAUGAGGUUGCAAAGGCGCAAGAGGAAGAAGAGGGAUGCUACUGCAUCCGGGACCCCAGGGGUGAAGAGAAUUGUUACAGACGUAUUGGCAGCACUGGGGUAUGACAAUGAAGCAGAGGUACAGAAAAGGAGGGUGCUAGUGGCCCAAGGCCGGGCGUCAAGGGUAGCGGAUGAGGAGGCGGGGCAAGAAGACUACGGAGGAGGGGAGACAGGGCCGCAGGGAUGUCCAAGUGUGGCAACAGUUAGGGCGGGCCCUAGGUCAGGGAUGACCUUCAGACCCCCUACGUCGCAUGGAAGGGUACCGCAGGCCGCGCAGACUAGGGGCCAAAGUAAGGCUACCACCAGUCAAGGGCCGAGCCAGGCACCCAGUCGGGCGCCCCCUCGAAAGGACCCUGAGCCCGAGCGAAGGAAAGAAGUGGUAGAGGUUCCAGAAGAGGAAGAUGAGGGUGAUGACGAAGAGGACGAGAGACUCCGGCAGGAGGAGGACCGGAGAGAGGAACAGAGGGCCAAGAAGAGAACGGCUCAGGGAGGGGCGGAGCCGGGCCUGCAUGAUGGCGUCCUGAAGAGGAAAAAGUACGCAGUCCGGCUGGAGGAAGGCUUUGACGUGGAGCGAAUGGUGGACAAGCUCCUGGAAGGCCAUAACGAUUUGAUGAAUCUGAAGGACAUUCUGGCGUCGGCACCCAGACUCCGGGGCGAGCUAAAAGGGCGGCUUUCGCGGAGGUUAGUACCCAACGUCCACCUGAGCUCAAUUCUGCCUAGGGAGAUAAAGUGGACAGAGACGGGCACCAUGAUGGAUUGGAAAUGUGUGGCGUAUAGGUUGGUGGACUUGAAGGUGAGGGACCAGCCGAGCAUUGCAAUGGUGGACACGGGCGCGGAGAUGAAUAUCAUCCGGGAGCGGGACGCGACCAUGUUGGGGCUGGAGGUCGACCAUUCGGACCAUGGCGUGUUGCAUGGCGCCAACUGCAAGGCCAUUUUUUGCGGCACCGCGUCUAAUGUGAUGGUGGAGAUCGGGAGGGUAAGGGCACGAACGUGCUUCUUCGUCAUGCCCGAUGUCGACCACCCUAUUCUCCUGAGGAGGUCAUUCCUCUGUCGGACGGAGACCUUGAUCUUCAAUAGACAUGAAGGGACGAUGAUCCUGGCCCUAUCUGAUCUGGCCUGUGGGAAUUAUGAAAUCAUCAAGUGCCGGAACACAGGGCCUGGAAGUGGGAGGAACAGGCUCAACCUCGGCUCCUUUACCUAUGAGGAGUCUGAGUACGCGCAACGGAGGCUCCGGGAGGAGCAGGAGGAGGAAGGAGCGGGCGAAGUAUUAUCCCUGAGCCUUAAUGAUGUGAAUAAGGCAAUGGAGGUGGUGGCGGCGCAUGAUAUGGCGGACCCCAAGGCUAUAAAGGCGUUGAGGAAGCAUGUCCUGGAAAACCCUCAGGUAGGAGAAGUGGAGCUGAUCUAUCGGCUUCCUGGGAGGAGAGGGGACCCUGCGAUGGCCCAGGCCCGAACAACAAGGACACAUAGUCUGGCGGAGGAGGUGAGGACGAUAGAGGAAGGCCCAACCCAGGAAGAGGAGCAUGAGCAACUAAUGGGAGGAAUGUACUUGCUCACCAACACGCUCCUGCAGGGGAACUUUAACCAGAGGAACGCAUCGGGUUCCGAGGAGGGCGAGCUUCUUAUUCCUGAGAGUUUGGACGACGAGUUCGAGGAGGGAGAGAUCAGGGAGGCCUUCCGUGCCAAGGAGUAUGACGGGAUCUAUCGGGAAUUGGGGUUACUCCUGUCGUGUGAAAUAAGGGAUAGGGACGCUAGUGCUAAAGCCCAGAAGAUGAGGCAUCUCUAUGCAGUAAGGUCUGACUUUUCAAAGGCAGUCAUGCAGAGGGGCGGGAGGGACACACGGCCACGCCAGAGGCUCCAGAGGAUGGCGGGAGGAGGCGAGCAGCAUGGGCCGCCUAGGAGGGAGCUCACACCUGAGUUCGAUGACGACAACAUCGAGCUCUUCUUGGAGCCCGGUUAUCGAGGAGCCCGUUCCAGUGGAGUUACCGCUGGCAGUGCCAUGUACGAGCGAGAGGAUGAGGGCCGAGGUGUCAACGUCAGAAGGCCAGGAGUCGCGAGGGGGAAGAGCCCCAAGAGAAACCCGCGAAGAGAAGUCCGCCUGGACGAGAUACACGCGAAACAGGCUGAGAUGGAGGCGGCAGGGAUGGAGCCGACACUGCCAGUCGAGCCCAAGACGAGCGAGCAGAGGAUCGACGAGCUGUGGAUCAGGUAUGAGAGCCAGAGGGAUGCGGUCCGCCAGAAGUCACGAGAGGCAGGACAGGCGAGCGGGGAGACGAGUGAGCUGAGGGAGCUGGGAGACGUGGGAUUCUCUGUGGCCAGGAUGGCGAUUGAGCGCAUGGAUCGGAGGGUAUGCGAGACGGCCGUCACCUCUUUCCAGUGGUAUAACCUACUCAGCAAUGAGCUCAGGGUUAAAGAGUUGGAGGUAGAGCACCUGACUACUCAGCUUGCCGAGGAGAGGGCGAGGAGCCAGGCCAGAGAGGUUGAGUGGGAGAGGAGAUUUGGGGAGAUGGCGACCGUCGUGGAUAGGCUCUCGGUAGCCUGGGAGGCUAGCCAGACGGGGCCAGCCGGUGUCGAUAGCCAGGGCCGUGGGAUGCAGGCUUCGCCAAGCCAGGGAGUAGCAGUGGAGGUCCCUCGACAGAGUGAGCCCGUGGAGGAGGUGCCCUUGGACACGGCCGGAGAGGAGGGUGGCGCACAGGAGUCGCUUAUGGCUAUGUCCACGGAGAGGAGAGAUUCGCGCUUGCAUGAGCUGGUGGCAGCCAUGAUUAUAGGCACUCCGCAGAAGGGGCCGCAGGGAUUUGACGCUCCAGAGCAGGCCCCGAGGUUGGGAGAGUUGAGGGCGGAGUUGGGCUCUUGGGCCACGGGGACAGACUCAGGAGGGUCUGACUCGCGGCAGCAGCAGCAGCAAGAGGUCAUGAGUGAGCCCACCGCUAUGGGGGGCUCUCAGUCGUCAGGAGUAUGUACGGAUGAGGCAGUGAUGACAGAGAGGGCUCAUGAAGAGGGGUCCCGAGAGUUGGACACGCCAGAGCGUGGGCCAGGGAGUACAGUCGCACGAGGGGGUGAGGAUGCUGAGGCUAUGGGGCCCGGACCUCAGGGCCAUAUGGGAUUGCCCUCGCGUCACGAUGUCAGGCGGCCACAAGCAGUGCGCCGCCUGAGAUUCGCAGUACUGGGACUUAGGCUCAGGGACAAAUCCGUGUGUUGAUGGUAGUCUCGUACGACCAGGCAGCAAAAAUUAGGGGAACUCAGGGCACCCCUGAUUUUGGGCGCACUGAGCCUUAUGAGUAACCCUC